CUCCGCGUUCCAUCCGGGAAAUGGUGGGCGUGGCUUAGCCGGGGCUUCCCAAGCCGGGAUGUCGGGUCCGAACGGGGAGCCGCAGCUCCAUCUGGGGCGGGGCGGCGAGGAGGAAGAGGAGGAGGAAGGCUUCGGGGAGGCAGAAUACGCCGCCAUCAACCUCAUGCUGGACCAGAUCAACUCUUGCCUGGAUCAUUUGGAGGAGAAAAACGAUCACCUGAACACCCAGCUGAAGGAGCUACUGGAAUCGAACCGGCAAACUCGUCUGGAGUUCCAGCAGCAGCAGCAGCUCGGACAGGAUGGGGAACUCCGAAAAGCCCAGCCGGAUUCUUAAGGAUCGAAAAUCAACUUUUUGAGACUUUUUAAAAGGUUGCAGCUCGCUGGCUGAUGAGGUUCACCGGCAGAUUCUCUUAAAUCCAGCUUUAAAAAAUCAUCGCAGAAUCUCGUGGUUUUGAGUUGGGAGAUCCCCGUACUCAGGGGUGAAAUGCUCCCGGUUUGGACCGGAUCGCCCGAUCCGGUAGCGAUGGAGGCGGGUGGUUCGGAGAACCGGUAGCAAAAAUCCCUGCCCCCGCCCCCAUUGCCCAGCUGAGCUGCGCAAUCAUCAGAGGCUUUUUUAAAAAAAAAUUUAAAAGCAUUUUUUCUACGACGUCUUCGAGGUUAUAGAAAAAAUGUUUUUAAAGGGAAAAAAAGCCUCUGCCGAUCAGGCAAGUCAUCUGGGAUCGUCAGAGGCUUUAAAAAAAAAAAAUAGCCUCUGCCGAUCAGGCAAGUCAUCUGGGAUCGUCAGAGGCUUUAAAAGCAUCUUUAAAAGAUCUUGUUAAGUGUUUCUUAAGCAAGGGCUUUUUUUAAUAAAUGGGUGUGGCUGUGAGAAUUGUCAUAGGGUGAGGUAGUGAGCGUUUUAGAUUUGAUUUAAAUUUCAUGUCGUGACCAGUUUCAGUUAUGAUGGCGCUGGAAAAAAACCCCCUGACUUAUGACCGUUUUUCACCCUUACGACCGUUGCAAUAUUCCCCGCGGUUAGGAGAUCAAAAUUCAGAGGCCUGGCAACCAGCUCUCAUUUAACAAGAUUUGGCAGGGACCUCAGAGGUCAUCAAGUCCAACCCCCUGCCCAAGCAGGAGGCCGUACAUCUGCCUCUACCCAGGAUCAAACUCACAACCUCCUGACUGCGAGGCAAGAGCUCAACCUCUAGGCCACCGCAGAACUUAUUUAUAAUGGUUGCAAUGUCCCCACGGGAAUGAUAUGAUCCCCUUUUGCAAUCUUUUUGCAAAAAACCAGGUUGCCAACAUAACAACUGCAGUGAGCCACUUAACAACGAACGCAAGAAAGGUCAUAAAAGUGGGGUCCAAAAUAUUUUCAGCAACUGUCUCGCUUAGCGACAGAAAUUUCGGGCUCCGUUGUGGUCGUAAGUCUUGUUAAUUGCCAUGCCACCAAACCUCUCUCUAUUUGGAUAAUGGGAUAGAAUUCUGUCUAGCAUUAACUGUGAAUGUCUAGCUUAGUUUAAACCAGAAUGGGUCUGAUUGAAAAGGCCAACAUUCAGGGGCAAAACAGGCUACCUUCUGCCCCGGUUUGUAAAAAAGGCUUAUGGUUUUUUUAACCAUGGUUUACCACUCCCGGCUGAGCCGAUUGCACAAACCCUGGAAAACAUUUUCUUGCAAUUAACUUACGAUUGUUGGCCCGAAUUUGGUCACUGAUUAAAUGAUGGAACAGUGUACAAAA
Messenger RNA from Pantherophis guttatus, 1711 nucleotides. RefSeq names its product bublin coiled coil protein (gene BBLN). NCBI's taxonomy places the organism in Eukaryota, Metazoa, Chordata, Lepidosauria, Squamata, Colubridae. The record is from RefSeq and is a predicted model, not a curated record.